UCCUCCUUCGCGACGCCCAUCAGCCUCGAUGAGCGCUCCUGGUCCUGGAGGCACCUCAGGCACCAGUUCCGGGUGAAGAACCUGGAGGAGCUGUUCGCGCGCUACCAGCAGCGUCUGCAGGACGGCUACUUCUCCAUGCUGGUGUUCGUGCAGGUGCUGCUGUGCGCCGCACACAUCACAGCGCUGGCGCUCGCCGUCGCUACAGAAGUCAUCUAUAUGGCCUGCAUAAAUCUCAUAGGAAUAUUCUUUCGAUUGCUCAAUGAGAUAGCCAUUCGGAGGACAUUUCUGGAUCACCGUGCAAACAUAGAGACAACAUUCAAACUACAAUUUGAGAAAAGUCAAGAGGAACAUCUGAUGCUUAGCAUUCUACCAAGGCAUAUCGUAGAUGUAGUAAAGGAAGACAUAUGGAGUAUUUUUCAACACAUCAAGCUCAAUCAGUCACCACUGAAGAAGAAGCCUUUCAGUGGUAUGUAUGUCAGGGAACAUGACAAUGUUACUAUUCUUUAUGCUGAUGUUGUCAAUUAUGCUUCACUGACAGUAUCAUUACCAGUAACAAAACUGGUAGAAACAUUGAAUGAACUUUUUGGGAAAUUUGAUGAAGCUUCAGAGGAAAAGAACGUCCUAAGAAUAAAGUUCCUGGGUGAUUGCUACUACUGUGUGUCUGGUGUGCCAAAUCCCAAUCCUCAUCAUGCAAAAAACUGUGUAGAACUUGGACUGGAAAUGAUUGCAAUCAUUAAAGAAGUCCGAGAGGAGCGAAGGCUGAACCAGUUGUUGGAUAUGAGGAUUGGAAUUCACACAGGAAAAAUUCUCAGUGGUCUCCUGGGAGUAUGCAAGUGGCAGUACGAUGUAUGGUCAAGAGAUGUCAUCAUUGCCAAUAGUAUGGAGCAAUCUGGAAAACCAGGCCGUGUCCACAUUACCCAGCAAACGAUGGACCAGUUAGGAAAUGCUUAUCGAUAUGAAGAAGGACACGGAGCUAGUCGAAAUGCCAUACUUCAAAAAUAUAAUAUCAUCACAUAUUUUGUAAUUUCAAAUGAGCACAGUCAAGAGGAAUCUUCCAAUGAACUGAGACCCUCAUACAACCGCCGUUUCAGUGGUGGAGUGAGAAGGCUCACAUUCAAUAAAUCGCUUAGAGCAAGGGACGGUAUUGCUGUUGCAUCACGAAGAAGAACUGCUUUCAUGGACAACAACUUGCAUCAGUAUCAGCAGGCAUUACUCAAGGCCAAUGAAGAAAUGUCAAAAGCAAUCGAAAACAUGAAACUUGGACUGUAUGAUCGGUGGUGCCAGAGUGGAAAGCUUAAUCCUCUGUGCCUGACCUUUGAAGAAUUAAAAUGGGAAAUACCUUUUUCUCAACAACCAGAUCCAUUAUUCAAGUACUAUAUACUAUGUUCAUUGAUAGUACUUAUCAGCAUUCUUGCAAUGCAGGGUGCAAAACUCUCCAGGACACACUGGCUGCCAUGGAUAGGCUAUGGAAUGGUUGGAGUUUUUCUUUUUAUUCUCCAGCCUACAACUUGGACUCAUUUCCUGUGGAAUAAAUACUAUGAUCCCCAUGGUGAUGAAGGACCAGUUACACCCCCACAAAACUGUAUCAUGAAAUUCUUCUAUACAACUUCAGAGAGAAUAGUUGAGCAACCAUGUGUCAGAACGUGCCUAUACGUUAUAGUAUGCACGUCUUUGUCACUCUGCAACAUGCUUGAACUGGCCGAGUGUUAUUUACAGUCAGUAUCAACGGAUUAUUCUCCUUGGGAGACAGGGUGUGUUGCAGGAUGGCACAUCACAGAAACAUGUGCACUUGUGUUGCUGAUGAGUUUUCUUUUCCUGAGAAUGCAUUUUCAGCUCAAACUUCUGAUUGGAUGCCUCAUAACAGGUGCAUACGGUUGUGUCAUCUGGGUACUGCAACCAUCAGUAUUUCAAAACAGUGAGACAUCAAAUCCAAAUCUAGAACCUCAGGUAGCUCACAUCAUGUACAUUGUGUUCUUAACAUUCUCACUUCACCUGAUAGAUAGACAGUCAGAGUACAUGAAUCGCUUGGACUAUCUUUGGAAACGUCAACUUUCAGAAGAGCAGGAUCUAUCAGCUACAACUCGUCUAGUGAACAAGAUGCUUCUGGAGAACAUCUUGCCAUCUCAUGUUGCUGAGCUCUACCUGAACAUAGAAAGGACCUCUGAUGAACUGUAUCAUGAAGAAUAUGACUCAGUAGCUGUCUUGUUUGCUACUGUUACUGAUUACACUCUUUUUGACUUUGAUCAUCCUGAAAACAGCAAUGAACUAGUUAGCCUACGAGUACUCAACGAAAUCAUAUGUGACUUUGACAAGCUACUCUUUGAACCAAGUUUUCUGCGUGUUGAGAAAAUAAAAGUAGUUGGCUGGACUUAUAUGGCUGCUUGUGGCUUGGAUCCUGGACGCAGGGACUCAACAACUUCCAUUAGCAGGCAAACAUUCCCCCAACAUGUUGUGUAUGUGCUUGCUCGUUUUGCAACAAGGAUGAUGGCUGCACUAGAAAAAAUAAAUGCCGAAGGUCAACAGUCAUAUAGGCUGAGAGUGGGCAUUUCACAUGGUCCAAUUACUGCUGGGGUUAUUGGAGCACAGAAACCUCUGUACGAUAUAUGGGGCGAUGCCGUUAAUAUGGCGUCAAGGAUGGAUUCAACUGGAGAAGCUGGGAAAAUCCAGGUCACUGAAAACACUGCAGAAGUGCUUGAAGAGCAAGGUGUAUGUUGUCAAUAUCGAGGGCCUACCUAUGUAAAAGGCAAAAACUACAUGACAACAUACUUUGUUUGCAUGGGUGACAACUAUGAACUUCUUUUAAAACCAAAGUCUCCUGAUAUUGUUAACGAAGACAUUAUGCCAGAAAAUGCUCAGAAAGACAUAACUAAUGUUAUUUCAAAUAAAGAACUUAAUGGUGUAAUUAAAAGUGGUGAAACAAAUCAUAUUACGAGCAACUGUAUCAACAGAACACAGCACAGUGCAGCUGGUAAUAGUGAAAGGACUGAAGAGAGUGAAGAAGAAUACAACACAUCAUUAUAGUUUCAGAUAGCUGGUGCAUACUUCCACAAAAAGAAGUGCUUCAAAACUUCAAAACAAGAAUAUUAAUUAUCAAUAAACUGGAGAACAUAAUUUUUCCAGCAUAUGUUGAAAUCAUACAUGUAAAUAUGUAAAAUGUAAUGAUAACAAGACUGACUGAGUUAAAUACUUUGCAUAUUAAAUCUCAGACCAAAACAAAUUCCAUAGCGAAUUAACAUUAUAUGACCUUGACAAGUAGACUGGAGGAUUUAUCAAGAUUUGAAAAUUCAGCUAAUGCCUGUAUAAUCUUGAUCAUUCCUUUACUAUUACUAUUGUAUGCUUAUGUUGCCUUGCUUUAUAUCUUUUAAUGAGUAGCUCAGAUCCAAUGUAUUGUGUGCAGCUGUACACACAAUGAAACUCUAAUGAAAUAUUUAGAUUCACUCUCCUUUGAAACCACUGUUUUCUGAAAAUAUUGAAAUUCAAAAUGACAUGACAUACAAGGUGCUGUGCUUCCAAAUGGAUCACCAGCUAAGUAUUUCAUAAGAAUGAAACAAGCAACAAAGAAAAGGAACAUGAAAAUCAGCUUCUAUUUCAUAAUGCAGAGGGACAUCAUGACAGAUGGAAAUCUGGUUUCAUUCUCCUUAACGAAAUGUUAUUAAUUCUUUUUGUAUUUUUACUACACUGAUUGUACAAAGUAACAGCUAAUUUCCAACAAAAUAAACUACCUAAUUUCUUGUCAGCAUGCCCGUGUGCACAUAACAUAAAGUAUACAGACACAAAGUGCUGACAGUACACAAAAAAAUAUUUCAUUCAUCAUAAAAAUUCAUCAUAAGAAAAUAUAUGAGUUGAAGUAAUCUACUUGUAACAUCUCACAUUUUUAAAUUUAUCACCCCACAAAGAAUGUUGGCCAAUUUCAUUUAUAUUUUUACUACAAUAAUAACAAAGCAUUGAAGAUCUGAGUAAUAGAUUUUUGUCCGAUUUGUAAAUAUAGUAAGUGAUAAUCAUGCCAUUGUGACAAAACCAUAGCUUUAUUAUUAUAGAGUUGUGUAAAUCACCAUUUCAUACAUAGCGGUGUAAUAUAUAUACUCUGUACAUACAGUGAUAUGUAUAUUUUAUAAAUACUUGUUAACUAUUGAAGACUGUUUCAACAAACAGAAACUAAGACUAUAUAUAAUGUGUCUUGCAAUUUGUAUUAAGAAGUUUUCCGUGCUAAAGCAAAAAAUCUUUACAACUUGUAUGAAGCAAGGUAAUUUUACAUACGUUAUUUCUUACAAGCCAAACUAGUCAUAAUGUUUGAAAAUUACUUUUUUUCAUAAAAUGAAGAAUUCAGUGUUUUGACAUUUGAUUUUCUUAAGCAGAUUUCUGUUUUCAGCUUUACAGCCUCUAUCAGGUCAUAAAAAAGAAUAAUAAUGUACAGGAUGCACAGUCAUAAACUGACCUAUUUAACAAAAUAAACAUUGCUUAAUCAGCGGGUAAAAGUUACAAUGUGGUGCCAGUGGCACUGGUGGAAGGUAUGGUUAUCAACAUCACAGAUCUGACAAUGGCUGAAGGCAAAUAUGGUAAUCUGUUUAACUAAAUCAAAAGUAACCUAGACUAUGCAUUUUCCAGUUUAUUUAGAUAUCAAGUCACUGGCGUCCUCCAAAGACCUAAGUGACUUCAUUUAAUGAUACUUCUUUCCACUUCCCCUUCUCUAGCAAAUCCUUAAUUCACAACUAACGACCAUUUCAAGUCUCAUAAUUGACAACCCCAAUAUAUUAAUGUACAAAUUCCACAGUAUUGCAUAAGCCAUAUAUAUUCAAACUUUUGUUUUCCAUCCUACGUUGACAGUCCUGCUCUUUUGCCCUUCCUGCACAAAAUGUGAUUCUUGUACAAAGUUUGAUAUUGUAAUAACAUCUUACCUCAUGAAUUAAAACAUUUUUUAAAUAUCUUUUGACAGGCUAUGUUGUAAUUUAUUAUAUUUAUUUUUUGUAUUAUUGUUGUAUUUCAUUGUCAAUAAACAUCUUUUACUUUGGAAUAGAUGCCAAAAAGAA
This is a messenger RNA of Schistocerca cancellata (South American locust), 5027 nucleotides long. RefSeq names its product adenylate cyclase type 2-like. The coding region runs from base 136 to 3021 and encodes 961 amino acids. The transcript is spliced from 20 exons. The record is from RefSeq and is a predicted model, not a curated record. Gene Ontology annotation, biological process: adenylate cyclase-activating G protein-coupled receptor signaling pathway; cAMP biosynthetic process; intracellular signal transduction. Gene Ontology annotation, molecular function: adenylate cyclase activity. NCBI's taxonomy places the organism in Eukaryota, Metazoa, Arthropoda, Insecta, Orthoptera, Acrididae.